Molecule: messenger RNA, 2227 nt
Organism: Linepithema humile (Argentine ant)
Lineage: Eukaryota; Metazoa; Arthropoda; Insecta; Hymenoptera; Formicidae
Source: RefSeq, a predicted model, not a curated record
GCCUCUUAGCUUAGCGUUUAGUAUCUCGUCGACGUUCCGAGGAGACUCUUCUUGAUCUUUUUUUUUUCCACUCUCCUCGUUGAUUCCGCUCGCCUUCUGUCGCUGCGCGCCGAUUGGGGUCGGUAAUUCGGGUGCCUCGCGAACAAGUAUCGAAAGAAAGCAGACGACAGAUGGAGACGAAGACGGAGCCACUGACGCCGCCGCAAACGCCUCCGACUGUUGACAGAUCGAUGCAUCAUCAGCAGCAGCAGCAGCAGCAGCAGCAGCAGCAACAGCAGCAACAGCAGCAACCGCAGCAGCAGCAGGAGCAGCAACAGGCGCAACAACAACCACAACAACAACAUUCAUUUCCAUCUGCCAGAGGAUGGAAUAGAAACCAGUUUCCUAUUGACAGAUACUUCCAGCCACAGCAGCAACACGUUCAGGCGACGCAGCAGAAUGUCAGCGGCUAUCAGUUUCCAUACUUAGAAAGCUGGUUGAGAAGCACAGGGGCGAAUCUGCCAAUUUAUUAUCACCACCGACCACGUCCUUCGUACUAUCAGGCACAUCUGUUCCCGAUAGGACAGCCUCCGGCGUCGUUCCUCUCGCGCAGAUCACCAGGCCAGAGACCAAAGAAGCAGUUCAUCUGUAAAUUCUGCCAUCGGCAAUUCACGAAGAGUUACAAUCUGCUGAUUCACGAGAGGACGCACACCGAUGAGCGGCCGUACUCGUGCGACAUAUGCGGGAAGGCCUUCCGCAGGCAGGAUCAUUUGAGGGAUCAUCGAUACAUACACAGCAAGGAAAAGCCGUUUAAGUGCAACGAGUGUGGCAAGGGGUUUUGUCAGAGCAGAACUCUGGCCGUUCACAAAAUUCUGCACAUGGAGGAGUCGCCGCAUAAGUGCCCCGUAUGCGGUCGGAGCUUCAAUCAGAGGAGCAACCUAAAAUCACACCUUCUGACGCACACGGACGUCCCGCAGGAUCUUACGGUCGAAGCGACGGUGUCUUCGGACUCAAGGAUGAUUUCUACGGAAGUCAGACAAAUGGACCGCGUGAACGGUCGUCUGCCGAUCCAAAGGAGCAGCACGAUGCCACCUAAACUCGGUUUCAGUAUAGAGGACAUCAUGAGAAGACGUUAAGAGUCUUAGUUAUCCUUUUAAUUUUAAUCUGCGUGCGCGAUAUAAAAUUAUCUACGUUACUUUCUACGUAACGCUUGCCACGCUACGCGACGAUUUUUCAUACGACUAUAUUCCCAUGAGUUUUGAAUAUGAUUAUGUUAAUAUAUUAGUUUGUUAACUGUACUAAACCUUUUGCGCGUUUAGUGCAAAUUGCAUCGAUUUUUAAUUUUUUUAUCAAAUAAUUAUAUUAUUUUAUGUUACAAUUUAUUUGUUGACUGUAAAACGCAGUUAUUUGUGUGAAGUUACAAAUGCUGCGAGAUUUCUAAUAAUUACAUUUUGAUUCUAAUUAUUGAUUUUUUUCAGUAUAUAUUUUUUUUUAAUUUAGAUUAUAAAAACAAAAUUUCGGUUUUGAAAUGCAUAGAGCGUUAAUACUAAGUUAAUCGAUUUUCGACCCUUUUUGCCCAUCUGUUGCAAAAAAUCAGGAUCAGUUAAAUUUUAAUUAAUGGUUAUUUAGUUUUGAUAAUAAAAAUGUAAUAUGAAAUUUCGUCGAUGUUAUACCGGUUUCGAUUCCAAGUUUGCUUGUUCUUCGUUUUGUGUGUGCGCGCGCGUGUGUGUGCGUGUGCGUGUGCGUGUGUGUAUAUGUGUGUUGUGUGUUGAAUUGGAAACAUUAUUGAUUUUAUUUACGAUUUAUCCAAAUUUGUUUGAUUUCUAUGAGUCAAUUUCUAAAAAUGAUUGUAUUCUAUGAGUAUUCUAUUCGGUGUUAUAAAACGUAAUUAUAGUAUGAUACUACGGGAGGAUAAAAUAGAUAAAAUAACUUUGGACUUUAAACAAGAUGCAAAUUGCAACGAAAUAGCUAAUAUAGACAUUUCUAACGACAGGGAAUUAGCGAAGGUGGUUUGAAUGUCUUCCUAUAAUUCCAUCUGUUGAAGAAUUUUAAACAGAGACUUUGCAAUCUGCUAUCAAAUAUGAUCAGAUCAAAUUAACUUGAAAUAAUUCGUUUGCUGUUAUGAACUUGUAUUACGUAUGAACGCGGUAUUACGAAGAAUUUUGUAAAAUUAUUUUCUUUGUCACACAUCGGGCUCAUUUUAUUGUCUUGUGAAAUAAACAAUAUGAAACAGUGUUUGCUUCGUGAA